This is a messenger RNA of Trichogramma pretiosum, 6118 nucleotides long. RefSeq names its product serine/threonine-protein phosphatase 6 regulatory ankyrin repeat subunit A (gene nompC). NCBI's taxonomy places the organism in Eukaryota, Metazoa, Arthropoda, Insecta, Hymenoptera, Trichogrammatidae. The transcript is spliced from 16 exons. The coding region runs from base 369 to 5789 and encodes 1806 amino acids. Gene Ontology annotation, biological process: calcium ion transmembrane transport; GPI anchor biosynthetic process. The record is from RefSeq and is a predicted model, not a curated record. Gene Ontology annotation, cellular component: glycosylphosphatidylinositol-N-acetylglucosaminyltransferase (GPI-GnT) complex; membrane. Gene Ontology annotation, molecular function: calcium channel activity; protein binding.
CGUACACAAAUACACAUAAAGAGAGGCUCGUAACCGAGAGUGCGGUUUUGCGGUGAGAAAGUUUGAGAGAAUUCCAGUCCAGUCCAUUGCACGACUCCUUUGCAAGCUGCUGCUGCUGCUGCCAUUAUACCCAGAAUUAUAGAGAGUCAGGCAGGCUUUGCGCGAGAAGGGCUAGCAUCGAGCCGAUGCCGAGAAUCAAGUGCAGUAGUACAAGCCUCGUGUGUGUACGCGUGUGACCAAAAAAAAACAUGCCCGAUAUCUGAUCGCGGAUCGCGUUGCUGCGUGAGUAGUAGUCGUCUUCUCUGCGAAGAAAGUAUCGUACUCGAGGAUGUCUCGAGAGCGCCAGUGAGACAUCCCCCCCGGAGAAGAUGAGUAGCAGCGGCGCUGGCAAGAAAGCCGCUGGCGGGCCCGCGGCCAAAGACAGCGGCGGCACCAGCGACAAACCAGCCAAGGACAAGACCACGGCAGCCGCAUCGACCUCGUCCAAGGAGGACACCCCGGCCAAGGACGCCAAAGAUGAAGCCGCAGCGAGUUCGGGGACCAACGGCUCGCCCGGUGCCGAGGGUACGUCCCAGCCGAGCAGCAAGCCGAGCUCGGCUGGGGCGGCGGCCCGCGAAGCCGCCCAAAAGCUCCUGUCGGUGGCGAGUCGCGGCGAAUGGUCGGCCGCCGAUCCUCUUCUCAAAACCCUCGAAAAAGUCGUCCAGAGCCAGGGGGAGGACGCCCAUCCACCCUUGGCGGGACUCAUGGACCCACAAACGGGCAUGACUCCACUGAUGUACGCAGUCAAAGACAACCGCACGGCUUUCCUCGACCGCAUGAUCGAGUUGGGUGCCGACGUUGGAGCACGCAACAACGAUAAUUACAAUGUCCUGCACAUCUCGGCGAUGUUCUCGCGAGAGGACGUCGUCAAGCUUCUGCUUUCAAAAAGAGGUGUCGAUCCGUACGCGCCAGGAGGACCCAGACAACAGACCGCAGUCCAUCUCGUGGCAUCACGACAAACCGGGACUGCUACGUCUAUUUUACGAGUUCUACUGGCCGCGGCGGGUCGAGACAUACGAUUGAAAGUGGAUGGCAAGGGAAAGAUCCCGCUGCUGCUGGCCGUGGAGGCCGGCAACCAGUCGAUGUGCAGGGAGCUGCUCUCGCAGCAGGCGCCCGAUCAGUUGAGGGCGACGAAUCCCGCCGGCGACACGGCCCUCCAUCUGGCCGCGCGCCGACGCGACGUCGACAUGUGUCGGAUCCUGGUCGAUUACGGCGCCUCGGUGGACUCGCAGAACGGCUCGGGCCAGACGGCCCUGCACAUAGCGAGCGCCGAGGGCGACGAAACCCUGGUCAAGUACUUUUACGGGGUCAGGGCCUCGGCGUCGAUAACCGACCAUCUGGACCGCACGCCGAUGCAUCUCGCCGCGGAGAACGGCCACGCGAGCAUAAUCGAGCUGCUCGCCGACAAGUUCAAGGCGAGCAUCUUCGAGCGCACGAAGGACGGCUCUACGCUGAUGCACAUAGCGUCGCUCAACGGGCACUCGGAGUGCGCCACGAUGCUGUUUAAGAAGGGCGUCUAUCUGCACAUGCCGAACAAGCGUGGCGCCAGGUCGAUACACACCGCGGCCAAGUACGGCCACGUGGGCAUCAUUUCGACUCUGCUGCAGCGAGGCGAAAAGGUCGACGCGGUGACCAACGACAAUUACACGGCGCUGCACAUAGCCGUGGAGAGCGCAAAGCCUGCCGUUGUCGAGACUCUAUUGGGUUACGGUGCCGAGGUGCACGUGCGAGGCGGCAAACUUCGCGAGACGCCGCUCCACAUAGCCGCAAGGGUCCCCGACGGCGACAGAUGCGCGCUCAUGCUGCUCAAGUCCGGCGCCGGCCCCAAUCUGGCCACGGACGACGGACAGACGCCCGUGCACGUGGCGGCGAGCCACGGCAAUCUGGCCACGCUCAAGCUGCUGCUCGACGAUGGAGGAGAUCCCAUGUUCAAGUCCAAGGCCAGCUCGGCUGCGCAAGCUCGUCUGCUGGAAGACGAUAUUAAAGUCUUUUAUAACGGCGAGACACCGCUUCAUCUCGCCUGUCGUGGCUGCCGCUCGGACGUCGUGCGCCACCUCAUCGAGUUCGUGCGCGACAAGAAGGGCCCCGAGCUGGCCACCAGCUACGUCAACAGCCUGAGUUUCGAGGGCGCCAGCGCCCUGCACUACGCCGCCCAGAUCGAGCCCAAGGAGGUGGUGCAGCCGGGUGACGAUCGGGCCGUCAUCCGGGCUCUCCUCGAGAACGGCGCCGACGUGGGGCUCCAGACCAAGCAGGCCCAGGAGUCGGCCUUCCACUACUGCGCCCUGGCGGGCAACAACGAGGUCUUGUCAGAGAUGAUCAGCCACAUGAGCGCCACCGAGGUGCAGAAGGCGCUCAACAAGCAGAGCGCGGUGGGCUGGACGCCUCUGCUCAUAGCGGCGCAUCGCGGACACAUGGACAUCGUGAACAAUCUGCUGGCGAAUCACGCCCGAGUCGACGUGUUCGAUCUGGAGGGUCGCUCGGCACUUCAUCUCGCUUCGGAGCACGGCUACCUCGAGGUCUGCGACGCCCUGCUGGCCAACAAGGCCUUCAUCAACAGCAAGUCCCGAGUGGGCCGCACCGCGCUACAUCUGGCCGCGAUGAACGGCAACACGCACCUGGUGCGCUUCCUCGUGCAGGACCACGGCGCGGCUCUGGACGUACUCACGCUACGUAAGCAGACGCCGCUGCAUUUGGCCGCGGGGGCGGGCCAGCUGCUGGUCUGCAAGCUACUAUUAGAACUGGGCGCGAGCAUCGACGCCACGGAUGAUCAGGGCCAGAAGCCCAUACACGCCGCGGCGAUGAACAAUUACGCCGAGGUGGCCCAGCUGUUUCUCCAGCGCCAUCCGAGCCUGGUGAUGGCCUGCACCAAGGACGGCAACACGUGCGCGCACAUCGCCGCGAUGCAGGGCUCGGUGCGCGUGAUCGAGGAACUGAUGAAAUUCGACCGACAGGGAGUGAUCACGGCGAGGAACAAGCUGACCGAGGCGACCCCGCUGCAGUUGGCGGCUGAGGGUGGCCACGCCGAGGUCGUCAAGGCCCUGGUGAGGGCGGGCGCCUCGUGCGCCGACGAGAAUCGCGCGGGUUUCACGGCGGUGCAUCUCGCGGCGCAGCACGGCCACGGACAGGUGCUGGAGGUCAUGCGAUCGUCCCAGAGCCUGAGGAUAUCCAGCAAGAAGUUGGGUGUCACCGCCCUGCACGUAGCCGCUUACUUCGGACAAGCUGACACGGUGCGAGAGCUACUGACUCACGUGCCGGGCACCGUGAAGUCCGAUCCGCCGACGGGCGGCUCGCUGGUCGGCGAGCUCGGCAGCGAAUCGGGCAUGACGCCGCUGCACUUGGCGGCCUACUCGGGCAACGAGAACGUCGUCAGAUUACUCUUGAACUCUGCCGGUGUGCAGGUCGAAGCCGCGACAACGGAGAACGGGUUCAAUCCAUUGCAUUUGGCCUGUUUCGGUGGUCACAUAACGGUGGUCGGCCUGCUGCUGAGUAGAUCGGCCGAGCUGCUGCACAGCGCGGACCGCUACGGCAAGACGGGUCUGCACAUAGCGGCGACCCACGGCCACUACCAGAUGGUCGAGGUGCUGCUGGGCCAGGGCGCCGAGAUCAACGCCACGGACAAGAACGGCUGGACGCCGCUGCACUGCGCCGCGAGGGCCGGCCACCUGGACGUGGUGCAGCUGCUCGUGCAGAGCGGCGCGUCGCCCAAGAGCGAGACCAAUCUCGGCUCGGCGCCCAUAUGGUUCGCCGCCUCCGAGGGGCACAACGACGUUCUCAAGUAUCUCAUGGAGAAGGAGCACGACACCUACGCCCUCAUGGAGGACAGGAGGUUCGUGUACAACAUGAUGGUGUGCAGCAAGAGCCACAACAACAAGCCGAUCGAAGAGUUCGUACUGGUCUCGCCCGCGCCCGUCGACACAGCCGCCAAACUGUCCAACAUCUACAUCAAGCUGUCGGAAAAGGAGAAGGAGCGCGCCAAAGACUUGAUCGCCGCCGGCAAGCAAUGCGAGGCGAUGGCGACGGAGCUGCUGGCCUUGGCCGCGGGCGCCGACUCGGCGGGCCGCAUCCUCACCUCGAUGGACAGGCGCAACGUGGAAUUUCUCGACGUCCUGAUCGAGAACGAGCAGAAGGAGGUGAUCGCCCACACGGUGGUGCAGCGCUACCUGCAGGAGUUGUGGCGAGGCAGCCUAAAUUGGAACGCAUUUCGCACGAUACUAUUGUUCAUAGUAUUCGUCAUCUGCCCUCCGGUCUGGGUUGUCUUCGCCCUUCCCCUCGGACACAAGUACAACAACGUGCCCAUCAUCAAGUUCAUGUCCUAUCUGACCUCGCACAUCUAUCUCAUGGUGUUUCUGGCGCUCGUCGGCAUCAUACCGGUCUACACGGUCAAUCGUAAUCCCCUCGUCCCGUACUGGUACGAGUGGUGUCUGCUGGUCAUGCUCUCGGGCCUGCUGCUCUUCGAGCUCACCAAUCCGAGCGACAAGAGCGGCCUGGGCUGGAUCAAGCUGGCUGUGUUACUGUUCGGCAUAUUCGGCGUGGCGUUCCACCUGCUCGGCUACUUCAACAUCGUCGCCGUCGACAAUUACGGCACUCUGCUCUAUCUGCGAAAUCAGCUCUUCGCCCUGAGCUUUUUGCUGGCCUGCGUGCAGAUCCUGGACUUUCUCUCGUUUCAUCAUCUCUUCGGGCCCUGGGCCAUCAUCAUCGGCAAUCUCAUGAAGGAUUUGGCCAGAUUCUUGGCCGUCUUGGCCAUCUUCGUGUUUGGCUUCUCGAUGCACUUCGUCGCGUUGAAUCAGGCCUUCAAGGAGAAGAGCAACCGAGACACGAACAAACAGAACAAGCCUCCGUUCUCCGAUGAAAUGGUGGCGCAAAAUUUAACCGAUUGGGAAAUGAUCGAGACUAACGUACCGAUUCCACCGGUAACGUCGCAUCGACGCUUUGGGCGCUACAAGAAAAAGACCGGUUGCGACGAUACACAAGACCUGAAAAUGAAUCCGAUGCUCGCCUUCGAGUAUCUCUUCUUCGCCGUCUUCGGCCAGACGACCCACAGCGAGCUCAAGGUCGAGCAGAACCAGCCCGAGUGGACCUCGAGCCUCUUCAAGCUUGCCUUCGGCGUCUACAUGCUCGUGGCGGUCAUCGUCCUCAUCAAUCUGCUCAUCGCCAUGAUGAGUGACACGUAUCAGCGCAUCCAGGCCCAGUCGGACAUCGAGUGGAAAUACGGAUUGAGUAAACUUAUUAGAAAUAUGCACAGAACGACCACCGCACCCUCGCCGCUGAACCUCUUCACCACCUGGAUCGUGUACUUCAUCAAGCAGUGCCAGCAGCGCAGCGCCAGCAAGAAGCGGCCCUCGCUCGUGCACAUGAUGGGCCUGCAGCGCAGCGGCGGGCGCAUGUCUCCGCGCUCCAAGAUGGGCGCCAAGUGGCUGUCCAAGGUGAAGAAGGGCCCCGAGAGCCAGGAGGCCAAGGACAGCAUCACGGCCCUGUCGGUGAUGCAGCAGAUGCAUCUGUCGCCGCUGGGCAGCCAGCUGUCCUUCAACAGCGCGGCCAGAAUCGAGAGCGUCGUCGACUGGGACGCCAUACGCAAAAAGUAUCUCGUGCUCACGGGCAACGAGCCGGAGAAGGAGCCCGAGAAGGAGGAAAAGGACAGCGAGGAUAACGAGCAUCAGCAGCAGCACGACGCGAUGAAUCUCAAUGGGAACAAUGCCUUCGGGGCGGCCUCCAAUGCUCCGGGAUCGCAGUCCAAUAAUCCGCCAAUUUAAAAAAAAAAAAAACAGCUGCAUUCGACGAACUGCACCUCCACAGCACAACACACAACAAAUAAACCAACAAACGACGUAGUUUAUGUAUAUAUCGUAGAAGAAUAUCGUGUUUCAGUGUUAAAGAUAAUAACGCUUAAUUGUAAAGUAUAUUUAAAGAUUAACGAAACAAAAAAUAAUAAUAAUAAUUAAACACUCGCGUGUUCGUCGAUCGAAGAAAGAAGAACGAAAAUACCAAGAAACGACGACGACGACGACAACGACUACGACGAUGCGUUUCGUCGCUGUCGUACUUUUAGCGAAACGACGACGGCCCCCUCGCCGCUGAAUCU